Molecule: messenger RNA, 132 nt
Organism: Racocetra persica
Lineage: Eukaryota; Fungi; Glomeromycota; Glomeromycetes; Diversisporales; Gigasporaceae
Source: the annotation of a GenBank genome assembly
UUAACAACUCCAUUAGCUAUCUUAGAUUCUUUACGCAUAAAAACUUUCCAUCCCACAGGAGCUUCAUAUCCUUCAAUAAAUUUAUUUUCUGCCACGGCAAAUCUUUAUCAAGGUUUCUUUUCUUUGCAUUUG